AUGUGGUUUGCUCUGUGCGGUGCUCAGUCGGGUGAUGUCGGCAUGCGUGCGCUCUACGCGCGCUACCUUGAUCGUCACCUAGCGAGCCAACACUUUGCUCGGGGUCUGCCUAUGUCCGCGUGCCGCAGCGGUUGUCGCCCGCCCUCCUGUCGACCCGGCUCUGCCGAUCGCGCACAAGGUCAUAUGAAGAAAAAUUGCUAUAAAUGGCUCGAGGAGCAGGGUAAGAGCAAUUCUCAACCGAAAAAUAGUUCUCAACAGAAGAACAAGGGCAAGGGUGGUAAACUCUCAUCACUGUCUCAGGUUGAAUCACUGGGUGGAAGAAGAUAUUUUCUAACUUUCAUUGAUGAUGCUUCGCGAAAGGUGUGGGUAUAUUUCCUGAAUACGAAGGACCAGAUGUUCGAGUACUUCAAGUCAUUUCACGUCAUGGUGGAACGUGAAACAGGAAAGAAGCUGAAAUAUCUUCCAUCUGAUAAUGGAGGCGAGUAUACUUCCAAGGAGUUCAAUGCAUACAUAUGA
Messenger RNA from Striga hermonthica, 516 nucleotides. NCBI's taxonomy places the organism in Eukaryota, Viridiplantae, Streptophyta, Magnoliopsida, Lamiales, Orobanchaceae. The record is from the annotation of a GenBank genome assembly.